UAAAUAAUAACAGAUGGAGUAGUUAGUAUCCAUAGAAACCAUUCUUAAAAUCCAGCGGGGACUGGAGGGCGAUCGCUAGCAAAGGCGAGUUGUGGAUCUGAGAUUUUUCUCGGAAAGGAGGAAUUUCGAUCUCGUUUUUCUUCAUUGGAACCACGCUAAGCUAAAAAUGGGUGAAUCCAGUGCAGAAAUAGCAAAGGAUGUAACUGAAUUGAUUGGAAAGACCCCACUGGUGUAUCUCAAUAAGGUAGUAAAUGGCUGUAGAGCCCGGAUUGCUGCAAAGCUUGAGAUGAUGGAACCUUGCUCCAGCGUGAAGGACAGGAUUGGAUACAGCAUGAUUGCUGAUGCGGAGGAGAAGGGUCUUAUCACACCAGGACUGAGUGUCCUGAUUGAACCAACUAGCGGCAACACUGGUAUUGGACUGGCUUUCAUGGCUGCUGCCAAGGGUUACAAGCUUAUCCUUACAAUGCCAGCCUCAAUGAGUCUUGAGCGAAGGAUCAUUCUUAAAGCUUUUGGUGCCGAAUUGAUUCUCACUGAUCCAGUUUUGGGUAUGAACGGUGCUAUCCAAAAGGCUGAAGAGCUUGCUGCAAAGACACCUAAUUCGUAUAUUCUUCAGCAGUUUGAUAAUCCUGCUAACCCUAAGAUUCAUUAUGAGACAACUGGACCAGAGAUCUGGAAAGGAACGGGUGGAAAGGUCGAUAUUUUGGUUUCUGGUAUUGGAACAGGAGGCACAAUAACUGGAACAGGAAGGUACCUUAAGGAGCAAAAUCCCAACAUUAAGCUUUGUGGUGUGGAACCAACUGAAAGUGCUGUGUUAUCUGGAGGAAAACCUGGUCCUCAUAAAAUCCAAGGGAUCGGAGCUGGUUUUGUCCCUGGCGUUUUAGAUGUCAAUCUCGUUAAUGAAGUUAUUCAAGUCUCAAGUGAUGAAUCCGUUGAAAUGGCGAAGCUUCUUGCACUCAAAGAAGGGCUGCUGGUAGGCAUAUCAUCUGGUGCAGCUGCAGCUGCAGCCAUUAAAAUUGCACAGAGGCCAGAAAAUGAAGGAAAACUCAUCGUUGUCGUCUUUCCCAGUUUUGGUGAACGCUAUCUUUCGUCUGUGCUCUACCAGUCAAUUAAGAAGGAAGCCGAGAACAUGGUUUUUGAGCCAUGAAGGUUUUUUGUGUGCUAAGAAUCCCCAUCAAAGCAAUGUGAUGAAAGCAGUUGUCAGGGCUCUACCCUACUGCAAUUCGUGGCAAAAUAAACUCUACCUCGUUGUUAGCGUGGUGGAAUAAGGUUGAAUUUAUGAUCAACAGUUUUUGAAUUGAAUUUAGGCAAUUUACAAUAAAUAUGGAGUCGCUGUAUGGUAGUGUAAUUUUCAAGUUUAAAUUUACUGGAGUUGUUUUAGUUUCA
Messenger RNA from Zingiber officinale, 1383 nucleotides. RefSeq names its product cysteine synthase. Gene Ontology annotation, cellular component: cytoplasm. NCBI's taxonomy places the organism in Eukaryota, Viridiplantae, Streptophyta, Magnoliopsida, Zingiberales, Zingiberaceae. Gene Ontology annotation, molecular function: cysteine synthase activity. The record is from RefSeq and is a predicted model, not a curated record. The transcript has 11 exons. The coding region runs from base 167 to 1144 and encodes 325 amino acids.